Messenger RNA from Rotaria sp. Silwood2, 459 nucleotides. The record is from the annotation of a GenBank genome assembly. NCBI's taxonomy places the organism in Eukaryota, Metazoa, Rotifera, Eurotatoria, Philodinida, Philodinidae.
AUGGCAAUAGAUGAAAUAACAUAUACAUCACAGUGUGUUAAAUAUAAUGGAAUAACACCAUCCAUAGAUCCACCACCAUCGACCAUGGAAAUGACGAAAACAGAAUCUAUAGAAAUAUUAACGACAACACCUAAUACUGUUCUCAUCACUACAACGACUUAUGCUGAGUGUGCUCAAUAUAUUUGCUAUAAUGAAGGUAUUUGUAUAUCAUCAUCAACACCAGGUGGCAAACCAAUAUGUAAAUCUGGUUUUAAUGGUCCACGACGUGAAAAUAAAGAGUCAUCGUCAAACAAGAGUAAUUUGGGUGCUAUUUUGGGUGAAGUAUUUGGUGUACUUGCUGCUAUUGCUUUAUUAUUGUUGGAUAUAGUUGCAAUUGCAAGUACACAAUUAGUUGAUUCAUUACCAAAAGGUUCAACUAAGAAUCCUGCUUAUAGUCAAACUGAAAUAAUUGAUACAUAA